GCCAGUGUGAAGAACUUCCAGAUUAUUCAUGAGUCCGACCUUGAAUAUAUUAUCAUGCAGUUUGGUAGAGUUGCUGAGGAUAUAUUCACAAUGGAUUACAGGUAUCCUAUGUGUGCACUGCAGGCCUUUGGAGUUGCUUUAUCAAGCUUUGACAGCAAACUAGCCUGCGAAUAAUAUUGAACUUAUCUUGUAAAAAAAAUUAUUUUAAAUUUUGAAGAAACUUUAGUUGAGCACAAAUGUACCUUGUCGUAUCCUUUCGCACUAAUUCAUAAACUAAAAUAAACAUAUCAUAUAGAUUCUCAACUUAAACAAAUGUGCAAUUUUGUCAUUAUAUAUAUUCACAAAUGCUAAUGUUUCUACAUUUGAAAUCAGAAUCAGAAAUUCUCCUAAACAUAAAAAUGUUCUGCCCCCAACAAGUACUUGUGAUAUUAGCUUAUGUAAAAUGUUUUAAACGAAUCUCCUAAAGAAACUGAUGACUCUUCUCAUACUCUAAUUGUCUAAUCAAAAUAUCUUAACAACAUGGAUCUAAAUCAGAUGAAUAGCUAGAAUAAAACAUUUGCGUGCAAAGUGCGGAAUUUGUUCGUAUCUUUCAAUGUUUAUAUUUUCUCAAACACACGUGCAUAACGGAAAUGUUUUCAUUCCGAUGGAAACCCUUAUGUCGGUUCAAGACUAAAACCAGUAUUUCAACUUAGAAUAUAUAGUCUACAUUAGUGCAUAUUUUAACUUAGAAUAUAUAGUCUAAAUUAGUGCAUAUUUUAACUUAGAAUAUAUAGUCUAAAUUAGUGCAUAUUUCAACUUAGAAUAUAUAGUCUAAAUAAGUGCAUAUUUCAACUUAGAUUAUAUAGUUUAAAUUAGUGCAUAUUUCAACUUAGAUUAUAUAGUUUAAAUUAGUGCAUAUUUCAACUACUUAAUUCGCUUUUAAUUAGAUUUUGUCCCCGGUGUCCUAGAUCUAAUAUUUAUAUUAAACAUCUAGAUCAAUUUGUCAAUGUUUUGGAUAUUAAAGGUUUUUACCUUCAA
This is a messenger RNA of Eurytemora carolleeae, 1017 nucleotides long. RefSeq names its product protein king tubby 1. Gene Ontology annotation, biological process: protein localization to cilium. Lineage: Eukaryota; Metazoa; Arthropoda; Copepoda; Calanoida; Temoridae. Gene Ontology annotation, cellular component: cilium. The record is from RefSeq and is a predicted model, not a curated record.